GCUAGAGUGAGUGAGUGAGUGGAAAAUUGAGGUAAAGGGAGAGGGAGGAAAGUGAAUGAGUGAGAUCCACCUACGAGAGAGAGAGGGAGAGAGAGAGACAGAGAGUCAGAGAGAGAGAAAGAGAGAGAGAGAGAGACAGAGAGAGAGAGAGAGAGAGAGAGAGAAGGGCUGUUUGAAUGAGCCACAUUGGAGAGGGAGAGUGUGUGAGUGUGUGUGCGAGGGAGAGAUGGAGACAGCGCUAUAGAGGGGGUAGGGCAGGUGAAAGGGUGUGUGUAUGUGUGUGAGAAAGAGGUUGUCAGAUCCCCCUCGAAGUAGAGGCUGCUGCUCAGUGCAGUUGCUCUGGGUCCCAUUGAUACUCAUUUAGUGGGAAGAGCUGAAAAUGUCAUUUUGAAUGGAGGGAAAAACAUUUGCUAUUUUUUUAUCUUUCCUUAUUUGUCCUUCUGGAUCUUUACUCAUCUCCACUGGUCCUCCUUGCUCUCUUUGUGGGUGUAUAAAGGAGGUCACUGCGGAUACAAAGAAACAGAACACAGUCCAGUAAAAGCAUGUUUUUGGGGGUGAAGACAGUGUCGCACGGGACAGCCAUGUCACGUUGCCACGACAGCAAUGUCACCUGGCCCUCUCUGCAGUGACCCUGCACAGCAAAGGAUGCUGGGAAAUAGCAAACACUAUUAUCCCGGGGAGGACGACAAGUAUGGGGAGGAUGAGGAAGAGGAAGAGGAGCAGGGACGAGAGAACAGAAAGGGGGAGAGUAGAGAGAAGGAGAAUGGAGGGAUAGAAGGGCUCGAGGAGAUGGAGAUAAAGGGAGGCAGACAAUCACGCGAAGGUAAAUGGGAGGGAGGUAAACCCUCGGCCAUUGUGGUUGGAAGACAGAGAGGAGACCGGACACUGAGGCCAGCCAAUCCAAGAAAUAGAGGCAUCCCCUAUACAUCCAAUCAGGCCCCCCAAAAGCAGCAACACCAUCUCAUUCCAGCCAAUCAGCAGCAGUAUCACCCGGCCCCGUCCACUCAGACCCAGAAGAGACGCGCUCACAUGGAGCGCAGUAUGACCACAGUGGCGCCCAUAGAGGACACUCACCUGACCAUGAUGGUGUUCCGCAUUGGAAUCCCUGACAUCAAACAGACAAGGUGUCUGCAGUUUGACCCUGACUUCACGGUGUGGAGUGCCAAGCAGCAGGUCGUCUGUUCGCUGAGCGAGCCACUGUGGGACAUCUACAACUAUGGCCUCUUCCAACCCGCCGGAGAGGGACGAGAUGCCAUGUUCCUGGAGGAGGAGCGCUGCCUCCGAGACUACCCACAGUCCUUUGAGAAAGGGGUGCCUUACCUGGAGUUUAGGUACAAGACCAGGGUAUACAAACAAACAAACCUGGAUGAAAAACUACUUACUAAACUGCACACCAAGGCGAGUCUGAAAAAGUUCAUGGACUACAUUGUGAGUGGAUCAUUAGAUAAGAUAUCAAAGGUCCUGGACAAAGGUCUCGACCCAAACUACCAUGACCCUGACAAUGGAGAGUCUCCCCUGUCUGUGGCGGUGCAAUCUGGUAUGACAGUGGAGGGGAUCAGGGCGCUCGUUCAAGGUGGGGCCCAUGUCGACUUCAGAACCAGAGAUGGACUGACAGCUGUACACAAGGCUGUCAGGGCACACAAUCAUGUUGCGCUGCUGGCUCUACUAUCCAUGGGAGCGUCUCCUGAUUACAAAGACAGAUGUUGCCUGACCCCGCUGUACCACUCAGUGCUGAUAGGUGGCGACACCUCCUGCUGCGAGACCCUACUCUACUACAGGGCCAGACUGGGAGUGAGAGAUGAAAACGGCUGGGAGGAGUCUCACCAGCUCAGGGAUGAAGAGGAAUUUGGAAUGCAAGAAAUACACAAGGCCUGCCAGAAUGGUUUUGCCCAGCACCUGGAGCACCUUCUGUUCUAUGGGGCAGAUACCACUUCUCAGAAUGCCUCAGGGAACACUGCACUUCACAUUUGUGCCCUGUAUAAUAAGGAAAGCUGUGUUCGUGUUCUGCUCUACAGAGGUGCCAAUAAGGAAAUGAAGAACAAGCAUGGACAAACCCCCUUUCAGGUAGCAGUAAUGUCAGGCCAUUUUGAAAUCGGGGAAAUCAUCAAAAACCACAGAGAUGCAGAUGUAGUGCCCUUUCUGGAAUUCCCAAAGUAUGCUCCCAAAAGAGGAGAGAGUGCACGCACGCUCCCUCUCCUCAUGGCUCACCCCCACCCCCUCCUGCGUGCUAACAGUGAUAACAGCAUGACAAUGCCUGAUACCAUGGCCCUGCCCAACAAGGCUGCUAGAUCCAAUCCCAUCCCUGGACAGGGUCGCAGGGCCUCUGUAGGUGUGAGGAGCUCCAGCAGUCCCAGGGCCCGAACCCGCUCCCCAUCACGAGGAAGAGGAGGAGGACAGAGUGACACAGAGGAGAGGCAUCACAGCAAACCACAGCGCGGCAGACAGGGUGCGACCUCAACAACGGGUGGUGGUGGGGGGUCAGCUGGGGGUCAGAUGAGGCGUAUGUACAGUGCGGUACCAGGGCGAGUGUACGUGGCCACGAGGGCCUACAAUGCCCACGGAGACAAAGAGCUUAGCAUCAGCAAAGGAGACAAAGUCAAAGUGUUGAGUGUGGGAGAGGGGGGGUUUUGGGAGGGCACAGUGAAGGGUCGUACAGGCUGGUUCCCCUCAGACUAUGUGGAGGAGGUGGGUCCUCCCAUUAAGGACAAUCGAUCAGAGACGCGCAGUGAGAAAGCCAAGAGGAAGCUGUUUCGUAAUGUUACCGUGGGAGCAUAUGAUGGUGUGGAUGGCCCCAGUGACUACAUCAUUAAGGAGAAGACAGUGCUCCUGCAGAAGAAAGACAAUGAGGGCUUUGGCUUUGUGCUUCGGGGAGCCAAAGCCCAGACUCCUAUAGAGGAGUUCAGUCCGACCCCAGCAUUCCCCGCGCUGCAGUACCUGGAGUCUGUGGAUGAGGGGGGGGUGGCCUGGAGGGCUGGUUUAAGGAUGGGGGACUUCCUUAUUGAGGUUAAUGGUCAGAAUGUAGUGAAGGUGGGCCACAGGCAGGUGGUCAACAUGAUCAGACAAGGUGGCAACGCUCUAAUGGUCAAGGUUGUCAUGGUGGCCCGCAACCCAGAGAUGGAGGAGACCAACCUCAGGAAGAAAGUCCCCCAGCAGGCUAAGAGGCUGACUCCUCCUGCCAUUGCCCUGCGCUCUAAAUCAAUGACAUCAGAGCUGGAAGACAUGGUUGCCUCUCCAUGGAAAAAGAAAGCAGAGUACGAGUCCUCCCAGGUGCCUGAUAAGAAGAGGACAGUCUAUCAAAUGGCACUGAAUAAACUGGAUGAGAUCCUGGCGGCAGCUCAGCACACAAUCACAUCAGACGGACAGGGUCAGCGGGGUCACGGAGGGAAGAGAGACCGAACCAAGAGCAUCGCCCCCAAUGAGCCAAGUCAUGACCAGUUGGUUGGUGUGAUGCCGCCUGGAUUUGGUUACAGCCAGGGUCAAUAUCCCCCCGGCCAGCCUCAUGGAGUAAUGCUGCGACAGAAAUCUAUUGGUGUGAUGGAGGAGGAGAGGCAGUACCUCCACAACCCGGCCAUGAAACUGGCCCGUAGUCUGUCAGAGGACAUCCCCCCUCCCCCCAACACAUCCGCCCCAGAACCCCCCUUAUCUUCUGACCCCCAUACUGUUUGGAGGGGGGAGCAGUCUGCCCCCCAGCCCCCGUCCUCCCAGGCCCAGGCCCUCCUCACCCAGCAGCAGGCAGCCCACGCCACCCAGGCAGGCUGGGACAGGGAGGCCCUGGCGGGGCCAAUCAACAGCACGGCAUGGCCCCGACGCUCCGGAGAGGAGGAGGACAAUACACAGGGGACUCCCAAAACUCAACAGCAGCCCCAGCAGCAGCAGCCCCAGCAGCAAGUGGCGACCCGGGAGAGGGGCGGAGGGGCAGGCAGGGGUGGGGGAGGCAGGAAGGGCGGGAGGGGCCCUCUAGUAAAGCAAACCACAGUGGAAGGUGGGCUCAGCAGGCACCACCGAGGGGGGCAAGGCCAGGGGGGUAAGCGCUCAGGGGCCAAAGAGAAGAGCUCCAUCCCCAUCCCCACCAUCAUCGUCAAGGCCCCCUCCACCAGCAGCGGCAGUGGCCGCAGCAGCCAGGGCAGCAGCGUAGAUGCCGAGCAUCCGCCUCCCGACAUAGACGACCCUACCUCCCCAUCCGCCUCCCCCGACACCCCCAUCACUCCCGGCCUGCCUUCCCCUGUGUCCCCCUUACCACCCCAGCCCCCUGUCUCUUCCACCAUGCCCCCUUCGACUGUCGCCCCCCAGCUGCCCCCUAACCUGGAGAAUCUGGACUUCACCAACCAGUUCAGGGGGGCCUUCGUCGGGGCAGCGCGCCGGGACCGGGAACGUUUCCGUGACAUGAGGAGGAAGAGUGCUUCCUUCUUCCUCUCCUCCGAAGAGGACAUCCAAGGGGAGGCGGAGGGAGGUGGGGGGGUAUGGACCCAGCCUCUACAGGGGAUGGGGAUGGAUGUCCCCACCCCCCGCCUCCGCCCCUCCAAGUCCAUCGACGAGGGCAUGUUCUCUGGGGACAAUUACGUCCACUACGCCAGCAGCAUGCCCCCUGCCUUCGGGCUGCCUGAGUACCACUCCCCUGUGAUGGGCCAGGACGGCCAGCCCAAGUCCGCUCCCUCCAACUACGGCCCAGGCUCUCCAGCCACCACCUUCAUCCACCCUCUGACUGGGAAGGUCCUUGACCCCUCGUCCCCCCUGGGCCUGGCACUGGCUGCACGGGAAAGGGCCCUCAAGGACGACCGGAGGACCCGGCGGGAGGAGCGGCACUUUGGCCGGCAGAUGUCCAGCGUGGGGACAUUUCCUACCUCUCUCCCGUCCCCCACGCCGUCCCUGUUCCCCGCCAUUACCUCCCCUGCCUCUCUGAGCCGCCCGCUGUCACCCAGGAUAUUACGCUUGGGAGGUGAAGGGGGAGGGGAGAGAGUGGAGAGGGACCAGGCAGCCGGAGCCAGAGAGGGCCUCAGAGUUCGCUUUUCAGAGGACAGAACCAACCAGUACCAGACCCAGUAUUAUCAACAGAGUCCUAGAGACAGGGAGCCACCUGGCCCGCCCAUGCAGCCGCCCGGCCCACCGCCUCAGCCUGCACCCCGCAGACCCUCGUUCCUACAGAUGGAGAGCAGUGCAAACUCUAGCUACAUCCCCCAAUACCGCCUACCCACAGCCCCAGCCCACCCACAUGAAGAUGGGGGAGAGGGAGGAGGAGGAGUGGGACUGGGGCUCAUGGUGCUUCCACCGCCCACCCCCUCCAUAGACAUAGAUGAUGAGUUUGUCUUUGUUGACCCCCUACCCCCUCCCUUGCAGUUCGCCAACGGCCAAGGCCAGAGAGAACUGCAGAGGGGAUACUCUCAACAGCAUCAACACUCAGCUCAACACGCCCCUCUCGCCUUGCCACCCCCGCCGCCCCCCCUCCCCUCCCCUAAAGUACCUCCACAAGGAGGCUUCGCCUCCAACGCCCCCCUCCCUUCCCCCCAGACCGGGGACUCUGCUGCCUCCAGCCUCACGUCCUACGACAGCGAGGUGGCCAACCUCACCCAGUCAGCUCUGUCUCCCUCCCUCACCUCGCCCCAAAUAUUCCCCCGUUCCUCCGCCGCCACAGUCGCCUCCGUUUUACCCGCCCCCUCACUCCACAGACCCCAGCCCAUGUCCCAUGCACACCCCUUCUCCAGUGGCCCCAGCGUACCGGUUAACCCCGCUAAUAUGGGGGCCCCUGUUUCCCCGAUGACCUUAGCACAGGACCGAGGCGCGGCCACCCUCACUACGACUGUGACCUACGCUACCACGAUGACCGUGACCGCCGCCGCCACCAGUACCACCGCCUCUGCGCCGUCUUCAGACUGCAAUGUAGCUGGGAACGCCCCCAGAACCGCCAUCAGUGCUGUUGGCAAGGCAGGCGACCACCAACCCUCCAGGAUGAAGACUGGAGACUGGCAGACAGAGACGGUGGUGGACUCUGGGAUUGAGGAGCUGGACAGUAGCAGCGACCACCAUCUGGAAACACUGGGAGUGAGUAGACUGAGGGGAGAGAGAGGAGGAGGAGGAGGAGGAGCGGAAGGGGAGAGAGUGGGUGGCGUGCACCCGGAUCCUUACUUCACUUACUCAGGUGGGCAAACAUUUGAAGCGCACCAUGCCAAACACACGGCCAACCCCCCUGUGUAUCCAAAGACGAUGCAGUACAAAGAGGGGGGCAUCAAGGACACAAGGGAAGCGUUGCGUCGACAGGCAAGCACCAAUCCGCCCUGCCAGAGUGUCCCACCACACCCCCAGAGACAGGCCAACCCAGAGGAGGAGGCCAGGAGAGGAGAGGGAGGAGCAGCGGACGAGAGGAAACAACGCAGACAGAGUCGGCCCAAGAUGGAGGACAGCUUCGGUUCCACCUUGGCUGCCUGUCUUGAGCGGCCCAACACCCUGGAGCCAAGACCCUUGUCCUGGAGCGAGGGGGUUGACCCGGGGCAGGGCCUUGAGCGAGGCGGGGGUGGGAUGUCUGUGGAGGGGCGCAGGCUGCACUCACCCCUAUCGGGAGUAAAGGCCAGCAUCAUCAACGAGCUGAGCUCCAAGCUGCAACAGAUGAGCAAUAAGAGCACGGAGGACUGGAGUCAGUCUGAGAUGCGAGGUCCGAGUCCCAUUAAUCCGAGGUCGCCCACAAUGCAAAGAUAUUCAGGGGAUUUCUCUGCCUCGUUUCAGAGCCCCCCCACAGGCCACUCCACUUCCCCCUUACCCACCUCCUCCCCGCAGCAUCGCCCGUCAAUCUUCACCCCCAAUCUCACUGCCACCCCCUCCGGCUCACCCUCCCACCAGCCCCCACUCCAGCCUAACUGGAUCCACUCCCCCUCUCCCCAGAUGCCCACCUCCCCCUCUCACUCCUCCCACCCUCCUCUCUCCCCCACUUACUCCCCCUCUCAAUCCCACCCUCCUCUCUCCCCCACGUACUCACCCUAUCCCACAUCCCCCAAACAUCGCACUAAGUACCGUGGAGCCAAGAUUUUUGACUUCCAGUGUACCCCUGGUCCAGAGCUGAGGUCGUCUAUGUCCCGCCGGCGUGCCCCCAGCCCCCUCAUCUACUCCACAAACCGCCCCAGCCCCGCCCCUCCCAGACCCUCCUCCCUCCCCAUCCUCCCCAGCACCCCUGUCUACAACACCCCCUUUGAGUUCCCCGUUCCCCUAACUCCCUCAUCCCCAGGUCACACCCUAGGAGACCCCUUCAACCCCUCCACCUCUCCUCUUUUUCCCACAUCCCCACAACCUCCCCGCGCCCUCCUGGUCUCCCGCUCCCUCUCCCCCACCCAGUUCCUCUCCGGCGCAUCCUCACCCUCCAUGCACCUGCCCCCCUCUCCAUCCUGCCUCAACUACCCCCACCUCACCCCUCCUCCCCCGGCCAAGCCCUUCGCCAUCAAGCCCCUGUCCUACUGGACCAAGUGGGACGUGGCCGACUGGCUUUCCUACCUGAACCUGGGGGAGCACAGGGAACGUUUCCUGGAUAACGAGAUCGACGGCUCCCACUUGCCUUCCCUCACCAAGGACGACUUCCUGGACUUGGGGGUGACGCGCGUCGGCCACCGCAUGAACAUCGAGAGAGCGCUGAAGAAACUGACUGACAGGUGAGGGAAGAACGGCAGAGUCAAUGCACAGACAGAGGCAACAUGUCAGCCAGGGGGCAAGUGGAAAUAAAGAGGGAGAAGGAAGGACCGGAUGGAGAAGGAAAGACAAGUGCCUCUUUCCUUCCCUGCGAGCCAGAUGAGUCCAUCCCCCUUCCCUUUUUAGUCAUUAAGCAUUUAUCCUUAGAGUUAAUUUGCUAAGUUAUUCCAUCUCUCUCUCUCCCCCUCUCUCUCCCUCUCUCUCCCCCUCUCUCUCUCUCCCUCUCUCCCCCUCUCUCUCUCUCUCUCUCUCUACAUGUAUUUCUCUCUAUCAUUUAAUUGACUACCUUCACUACUUUUCAUUUUCUAUUUAUUCUUAUUUCUUGAUUUACCCCCCUCCCUCUUUCCUCAGGCUGUUCUCUCCCAUGCAUGACCCUAGCCCCUCCCCUGAGCCACAGGCAGAGAGUGAAAGAUGAGGUGACUCAGGGCUCAGAGAAAGACAGAGAAACACACGGACCGAGAUGAGUUCUAUAGAAGACCAUUGGACACAGACUGUGAGCUGGACAAAUGGUGUAAAGGAUCACGACGGAAAAGGCUUAAUCACACCAGGAGAGAUUUGUUAUGAGUGGAGGACAAUUGUCUAUUUACACCCACUGUACAACUACUGAUAAAUAGGCUUUUAAUUAACACAUGGACACACACAGACAGACACACACACACAGACACACACACACACACACAGACAUUUGACUGGUGAUUCUCACACUCCAUCUGCUGCCUGGCGGUUGCAGUACUGGGAGAAAUGCUAACAAGAAUCUUGAGAUUGUAAUGCUGCUACCCAUACAGAGAGGGUAAGCCCAUGGAUAUACUAAAGGUGGUGGUUGGGUACCUCUAAUAAACAAUACAGGCCAUAUUCUUAUCCUGGAAUUCAUGCGCAAACUCUGACGCGCAUUAGAGCAUGGGAUUGGAAGCUUUUGUUGGAAUGUCUAAAAGUUUGAAUAUGGUCCUAAAAUGGAAAAGUACAUGACAUUUUAAGUUAAAGUAAACAGUAAAAAAAAAAGUAAAAUAGUGGACUUUUUAUACUGAGGUCAGUUUAUGCCCUAAUUCCCUAGUGAUUUCCCAACAAGCUUUCUACGUAUUUUACUAACUCUGAGUAACAAUAUAGCUUACAUGUAAAAAUUGAUUCACAGAUCCAAAUCAUGAAUUUGUUUCGUACCAAGUGCUGAUUGCAAUCAUUCAUUUCAAACGGGUCAGAGUAUUAUUGAUAUUUAAUCAUCCAGAUUUGUGUGUAACGACGAAUACUCGAAAAAUAUUCAAAACAUAUAGUCGUAAUAUGUCAUUUUUACUAUGAUAGUUAUUAUCUUUAGAAAGGCCGUCCGGAGUAUGUAGGAGAGGGGCAGAGGAUGAUCAAAUGUUGGUUUGUUUUUCCCUGAGACAUGACUGUAUUGGAGUCCACAGCCAUGACUCAGGGUUUGCUAUGAACUCAUGUCAUUUUACACUACAAAAGCUGUUUGUCAUUCAUUCAUUCAUGAUGAUGAUGUUUACGACUAUACCAGGGAUGUGAGCGUCUUUUGUCCCAUGUCGACUUUCACACACACAGGUGCAGCGAUCAAAAAAAAAGGGCUUUUACUGUGCGUCUGUCAGUCUAUACGGUAUGUAUGGUUUCCUAGGCCUUCUUCCUCUGUGAGUGUGUGUCUGUUUGUGUCGAUCUGUUUGUCAGCUUGCCUGGUUACCCAUGAUCCUUUCCCCACCCUCUGUCCCUCUCUCAUAUGCCUUCUCCACAACUCAACGCCAGUUUUCUAAUGGUUCGAAAAUGUAGAGAUGUAUAUUUUGCACCAGUUGACAAUCCUAACUUUGCCCUAUUUCAUAAACACCUCUCCAAUAUCUCAAGAGAAACCUUUUUCAGAUCCACAUAUUUCAGAAAAACACAUUCAAACACACACAGAUACACACACAGGCUCUUUUAGGUUCCUUUUGGCUAUUGCCUUCAGUGAAAUGCACUGUAAGGUGAGGAAUACACUCAAAACCUGUACACAUCCUUUAUAGGCCUAUAUAAUAUAGUGAUAAUGACGAGUAUGAUAACGACGACAAUAAUAACAUCAAUUAUAGUAUAAUUUUAAAACAAUUAUUAUAUUAAUCAUUAGGUAUAUGUAAAAAAGAAAUAACACUACAGAAUCGCUGUCUUCCAAAUAGUGUGAGAAAUGAUUUGAAGCUACUUGUUUUGUUUUCUCUUUAUGUAUUAUUUCCGGUAAAUGCUUUCUAUACUGCUCGACUUGUUCUACCAUUACCUACUUCAUCCUCCCAGUGAAACUCCUACACAUCAACACACACCCUUUACUUCUUUAGGGUUGUUGCCUUUCAACAACCUUCUGACGGAAAUGAUUGAGCGGUAGUGUAGGAAGCAUUACGUUCUAUGAUUUAAAGAGUAUUUUAGGACUAGUAAUAUAUACAUAUGAUGACUAUUUACAGUAUGAGCAAAUGUAUGCAGCGAUAAGAGGUAUUUAUGAAGUUAUGUUCAAAAUGAAAUACAGAAAUAUACCGAUAUGAUAGAGUUAUAACUAAGGUGUUGAAAUAAACGCUGAAUAAACUAUUGAACUCUA
Molecule: messenger RNA, 10204 nt
Organism: Salmo salar (Atlantic salmon)
Lineage: Eukaryota; Metazoa; Chordata; Actinopteri; Salmoniformes; Salmonidae
Source: RefSeq, a predicted model, not a curated record